Messenger RNA from Fulvia fulva, 1125 nucleotides. RefSeq lists its product as uncharacterized. The record is from RefSeq and is a predicted model, not a curated record. The coding region runs from base 1 to 1125 and encodes 374 amino acids. NCBI's taxonomy places the organism in Eukaryota, Fungi, Ascomycota, Dothideomycetes, Mycosphaerellales, Mycosphaerellaceae. The transcript has a single exon.
AUGUCACCAGCACACACCAAGAAGGCCGGCGAUGGCGCACAGAAUGUCAAGACCUCCUCGAAGGAUGCAACCCCGAAUGGUCCUCCCAGUGAGACCAAGAGUCGCGACGACAGUGCCAAGGACGUGAAGAAGCCCCAGAAUCCAAAGAACAUCAACUACUAUCACGGCCUGAAAGUCGAGGAGCCCGAGCAUGAGCCAGAGUCAGAGUCAGAGCCAGAGCCAGAGCCAGUCGGCAAGCCAAACCCAACUACUGCCGCAGUAGUUGACCCAAAUAUCCUCACCAAGGCCAAGAAGCGCCGCAUUCGCCGAGCUCGAGUAGCAGAACGCGAUGCAGGUUCUGGUGAUGGUGAGGCUGGCGGAGCCAAUCCCGUUGCCUCUGACACGAGUGACGAGGAGCAGAAGACAGAGCAGGCCGAGAUCAAGCUUCAAACUCAUCGACUGAAAUCGGAGAACACCGCAUCACCUGGAUCCUACGAGAGCAGCGACGACGACGUCUCGGACCUCGAGCCUGAUCUCGAGGAUGACAAAGAGAAGACCGCCACCGAGACCAAGGAGCCAGAAGUCCACUCUCCCCCGGAGAACAAGGACGACGACAAAAUCCUCAACCAUGCCAUCAAGAAGAACAAGAUCAUCAAGGCAAAUGCAAAGGCGUCCGCAAGCCAGAUCACAGACGACUUUGUCCUCUUCGGUGGCUACGCCUGCCUCAUCCUAGCCGUCAUUGCGCAGUACGGACUCGAAUCACUCUCUUUGGCUCAGAUGCUCCUCCUCGUCGGGACCGUCGGUGUCUGCGUUCCGCUCGAGUGGUUCGGUGAACUCGUUCAGGUGAGGAAGGUCGAGGUCGAGAGGCAGGGUGUCAAGGGAGGAAGCCAUGAGGAUGCAGGAGUGGCCGGCGAUGGGGAGAAGGUCGAGAUUCCUGGAGAGAUGGAUAGCGAGAAGCUUGAGAAGGUCCUUGACAAGGUCCGCACUCUGGUCAAGACUCAUGGGAUUGGAUAUGGGUGGUUGGGUGUCAUUAUGGCGGGACUCGUGAUGAGGAUCAUGGACAUGAAGAGCAGCCCGGCGUUGGCAGGUCUUGCGUUCUCGGUCGGAUGCAUGGCCUAUCUCUCUGGUCGAGACUUGGCUGCAUAA